CGUCAACGGCACUCUGGCAGCUGGAUGGUGCCCAAGGACUUUACUGUGGUAGCCGUUUCAUAGAAAACCAAAAAGCAGCUCCCUCCGAAGCACGUUUGCGCCUGCGUGUCGCUCCCGAUCCACGUGCAGCCAGAGAGGAGGACCGCAGCGUGUUGUCGACGCUUUGCGCUGUGGCCUGGGAAGGCCGCUUUGGUGCAGCCUUUCUCUUAGCAUUCCCUUUGGAUGCUGCAGGCGCAGCGCUCUUGGAAGAUCGACUUUAGAAAGACUGUGAAGGCACGAGAAAGUCAAACAGCGGAGCUUUUGGGCGCGAUCUUUUCGUGUGGAUGUUCUUCGUAACGUCACAGCAGGCCGAAUGUCCAUGACCCCAAAGCAGAUUAGAACAGGUCUGUGUACACUCGAGAGGACCGACUGCCGUGUUCAUGUUGAUCAAAGUUGAUCAAGGUGAUCAACAUCCCCAACCCCGAAGAAAACGCAAGACACAUGCCACAUUUGAGGAAUUAAGAAAGGCUUGUACAGGAGCUCCGAGUUAUUCACCAAAGGGAAAUCGAUGAUAUCACCUUGAAAGUUGGAGACCCACCAACCGGAUCCAAGGGCUCAGGAUAUACACUGUUCACAUGGAAGGAACCCGUUUGACAUGUGUCUUUGGAUCACUUGGCCUUUUUGGCCUUUUUCUUGGAAGCCUUGGCACUCUUGGCCUUUGGCUUCGCUGCGCCGCUAUUGCAGUGAGUCGAACCCUCACCCUCAUUCUUACCCUUGUUCUACUUACUUUUUGGCCAAAUCCUCGGCCCAGCUAUAUUGGUUUAACAAAUUGACAAGAUAUAUGGCAAACAGCCUUUCUCCCCAAUUGGCGAAGUCCGGUUGCAUUGACAAAAUGCUCCACAAAAUCGGACUUAAUCCUUUUUUGAAUAUCGAUUCCCCAUGGACUAAGUCGGGGUGCAAGAACAAAGGAACAGAUUUAAGUUAUAUUCAUGGUAUUUGAAUCUAAUUUUAAAGUAUUUGGGUCUGAUGAUUGUGUGGUAAGAGGGGUGGGACAGUGGGUGGGGGGAGCUGCUGGCGGCGCCGCGGAAAGCUGCUGUGUGAAGGCGGCUGCCUGGAGAAGGACUCUUGUUUUGGCACAGCAGCUUGCGGCCUCUGGACUUCAUGCCCAGCCACCUGAAAGUCAACCGUUCCUGCGCGCUCGAUCUGGUGCAUCACAUCCCGGAGGCUGGUCUCUCUACAUUGGGCAUUCUUCGCUGCCAAAUAGGUGGUGCGUCCACUGCCUUCGCCAGGAAAGGGUCCGCCUGCUGAUGAUUGGCACUGCUUGGCCUGAGCGUGCCAGAGCGGUUGGAGCCAAUGCCAAGCAGGGAUGCUCCGGGGCAAACAAUCUCCGGGAAGACGAUGAGGAGGCUCGGCAGCUUCUGGUUGGAAGAGGGUCCGGGCACAAAGCUUGCGUCCGUCAAUCAGAGGAGCUUCUCCCGCCCUGUGAAGACCCGCUUCAACUGUCUGGCGCUCGGGCUCCCGAACAUUUGUGGCAACAGCCUGGAAAUGGAAAGGUGCUUCUUGCAGUGCUCCUCUCCGAAGAUGGAGGAUUUCAACCAAGCAUGGCUUUGGCCUACAAGGUGGUGUCCCUACCCCAUUUGGGGAUGUCUCUGGAGAUCGGGGCGGUGUACACCACCGCCGAACUGGAGCUGCGCUGUGGGGGCACGAAAGCACGGCAGCGGCAGCUGGCAAAGAAGUUGGAGAAUGGGAAGGUCUUCAAGCCGGUCUCUCUGCAUGCAGCGCUCAACAGGAAGCGCAAGCGCACCGGUUCACAGCCGCAGUGGGUGCGCCCACCACAAGCCCGACAUGGUCGGGCUGUGGACGAGGAUCCGGGGAGGCGCCGACGGAUCGCGGAGCGCCUGGCCGGGCAACUGCUGGAGAAAAAGCAGUUGCUCGAUGCAGAUUUGCUGCUGGUACUGAAAGCAUGGGCGACACACGAGAACAAGAUCCGCAAGAAUGUGAAGCGUGACGGGCAAGCGGUCUACAGCGACACCUUCGGCCUGGUCAACAAAAGGACCGCCAAGAAGGCGGUGUUGACGUCUUUGUCGAAGAGGUUCCCAAACAUGACUCGGCUCCUCACGAAGUGGUUGCGGCAGAAGACGAGCACCUUCCCGUUCACCUCGAUUUCCCUCAACAUCAAUUACCGCGCCAAAAGGCACAGAGACAAGAACAAUAGUGGACCCUCUGCCAUUGCGGCCGUCGGGCCGUUCCAGGGCGGCGAGCUGCUCUACUGGCCGCGUGAUGACAAGAGCAGCAAGGUGGAGACGCUACAAAAGAAAGAUGCAAAGGUGCUGAACAUCAAGAAGAAGAUGCACUUCUUCGAUGGCACUUGUGCUCACGAGGUGAGACCCUUUAGAGGAGGGGAACGCUUUUCUUUGGUCUACUUCACUGUGAGCAGCUUCUGCAGUGCCAGCAAAGCAGUGCGUCGAGCGUGGGCUCGCGCCACCGGCGAGCGCGACGUGCCGACAGCACAAAGCUUGCAGAAGGCAAUGGCCAGGUACUGCGUCAAGAAGGCUGAGCUGAAACAGGAGCAACCGAUCGCGACCGACGCCAUGGCGCCACACGGCGCCACACUGCUCGACUGCUCGGAUGAGCGUAGCGAAACAGCGUUCGACGAGCGUUCGAUCCAUCAGGAGGCAAAGGAGAGCCCUUUCGAGGUGGUACCUUUGGCACGGGACCAGUUCCUCUGCUGCGCUGAACAUUUGCCAGUCCGAACGCCCAUGGUGGAAGAUGCAGGUCGGGGAUCCUACUUUGCAGAGUCGGUCACAAAGGCGCCGCGAGAGGCGGAUGAGUACUCCAAGGAAGAAGACGGCCUCUACACGGUCGAGUUCUUGGAGGGCGCGUCAAAUACACCGCUGACAGGAGUGUCGCCGAGCAGCGCUGCUCGGGAGUCCGACUGUAUCCUGGGCGACCGGAUCAAGAUCUCCGGCACCUAUCGGGAGUUCAUCGUGCCGGGGAGCCUGGACUACUGGAGUGGACCUGGUGGGCGAGCUGCGAAGUACAUUAUCAAGUACAAGCGAGGAGAGCUCUUCAAGCGCACGGAACGCGGCUUCCGCGAGGCCUUCGCGAGCAACCCCGCUUCAGUGCUGGAUGUGCUGCAGGAAGAGCGCGAGAUCCAUUGCACCGUAGUAUUCAAGCAAAAGCAGUGGGCCGCCACCGUGGACAAUAGCGGCUACACGCUGGUCGACCUCCCGGGCCGCCGUCGCUUCCUGCGGAACGCCGUCGCGGGAUUGGCGCAGGCCGAUGGUGCGGUGCUACUGGUGCCGGCCGAUGAGAUGUUCCCUUGGUCGAUCUGCAAGGCCAAUGGCUAUGGUGGGCAGCCGGAGGGUGGAUCGCGUCAGCACAGCAGACUGCUUCACCUGCUUGGGGUGACCCAGUUGUGCGUCCUGGUGAAUAAGAUGGAACUGGUUCCGGUACCGGAGCAACCCAAGCGUUUCCAGGAGAUCCUCGAACGCACCAAGCUGAUGUUGCUGAAUACUGGAUGGAAAAGAGACUUCAUUGAAGAUAAGGUGGCCAUUUUGCCCGUGUCCGCGAGGAAUGCCACGAACAUCAUCAGAGACACCAACACCUUUGCUUGGUGGACUGGGCAGCAAGUCUAUGGAGCUUCUGGACCUGUUGAUGUUCACAGUCUUUAUGAUGUUUUGCAUCAUCUUUUUCACCCUCCAGAGCCAGAGAACUUGCUGCCCAUGCACAUGAUGGUAUCGAACUCUUGGUACCUCCCUGGCUGUGGCCAAGUGGUCGUGGGACGUAUCGAUCAAGGCACCCUGAAGCCAGGUGAUCGGGUGGCCUUUCUGGGACAUCAGGGGCUCGUCCAGUGGGACUUCGGACGUUCCGGAAGCCUCGUGCUGGGCAUUCAGAUGUAUCGAAGAUGGCUGGAGAGCGCCCAAGCGGGUGAUGUGGUGGGUCUUUGUGUCUCGAAUGCCUUCUUCCCCAGUCCAGAACGAGGCCAAGUGGUGAUGAAAGUCUCUGAGAUGCCAGCUCCACUUAUGCUCUUUCAAGCGCAAGUGGGCUUAACUGGCCCGCUGCCCAUCCGCUUGGGCAACGUGUCGUUGGCUUGUGGAAAGUGCAGUCGUGCUCCUUGUCGUUUAGUGGAGAUCCUUUGGAAGAUGAAUAAGCAGACGGGAGGCCAAAAGGCGGGGCUCCACCCUCAGAAAUAUGAGCUGAGAGUGAAGACGAGCAUAGUGAAACCAGCGCUGUGCCCCACCUAGCGGCCCGUAGCGAGUUCGCAAUUCAAUCUUCAGAGCUCAAUUUGUUCAAUCACGUCAUAACUCCAACUCCUUGAAACGUGCUUCUCCCGUACAAGAGCCAAAGUACAUCAUAGAUCAUCAUAGUACAUCAGCAUAUAUACACAUACUUUGACAGAUGGACAUGUCAUACCUGGCCGCUUUUGGCCGAACAACUGUUUUUUCUGGCGCGCAGUUCCAGGCCGCAGAGAUCUGUGGAACGGUCCGAGUGGUCGCAGCGGAACGAACUUUCGUUCCGUGGAACGUAUCCGACGGUUCCUCAGGUGGAAAAGCCCCAGGAACUUCGACCACAUGACAUGGCACUUUGCACCUUUCAGCCCCUGAGGCCUUUCUUCUGUGACACCUAUACAUCGCCUUGCAGCAAGCUGUCACGCGUGGCGUUUCUGGAAUCCAACUUUGUGAUGAUGGUGGGCAAGGUAGUGACUUGUGUGCGGAGGGAUGAGUACAAUGACAAGGGUGGGAAGAAGAAGUGAACAUUAAAUGGACACUUAAAUGGACAAAGCAAGUACGUAUGAUGGGCUUCAUCAAGGGCGCCUUGUAAAUGGCCGGCCUGCUUUCUUCAUGCCCCCUUGUCAUUGUGCGAAGAGGUGAGCUGCGCAGAUGACCGCGACGAAGAGCCGGGCGGUGUAUGCCUUCACGGAGGGUUGGGCUAGCCAGCGGUAGCUUAACCAGGUCCUUUUGAUACUGAGCAUGUGUUGGAGCUGAAAGUGUCCAGGGCUUGCCGCCGUUUGUUCAAUGUUUUGAGCAACUCAGAGUAGCGGCUUGGGCUGAAGCCUGCGUCAGCCUGCAUCGUCCUGGCUGGACGGGAGUGGGUAAACAGUGGAGGCUUGCUGAUCGCUUUGGAGUACCACUGGGAGGCCACUGCCAUGGCUGGCUGUAGGUGAAUUUCAGUUGAUUUCAGCUAUUGGGCAUGUUGCUAAUCAAUCACAUUUGUUGAAGCUGUCCAAUGCUCUCAGCAUGUAGAAUGUAGAGUGCACAGUGCCGUCACAUCUUCUUGGCCUGCGCCCCUCCCCUUAAUCAAGGGGAGUGAUUCUAGAUUGCCCUCCUGAUUCUGUUUGCAGUUUGACACCGAGCAUCCAAAAGAUGCAUAAAGAUGCAACCAGAAAAUAGAAAGAACAUCUCUAGGGACUGGACAAGGGUCCGAUAAAAGGAAUUAUCGAUGAUCAUAGAUGUAGUUGCUUCCUCUUUGGAUGAUUCUUCAAGUGAAAAUUGCAACAGAAG
Molecule: messenger RNA, 5483 nt
Organism: Durusdinium trenchii
Lineage: Eukaryota; Dinophyceae; Suessiales; Symbiodiniaceae
Source: the annotation of a GenBank genome assembly